Molecule: messenger RNA, 447 nt
Organism: Daphnia carinata
Lineage: Eukaryota; Metazoa; Arthropoda; Branchiopoda; Diplostraca; Daphniidae
Exons: 3
Coding region: 49-447 (132 amino acids)
Source: RefSeq, a predicted model, not a curated record
UAACUCUAAAACUCACUUUAUUUGGUAGGACUUACCAAAUACCCCUCAAUGGCAAUGGAUGACAGCGAUACCAUAUCUUAUGGUCAAAAUGUAGCCAAGAUGUUGGAUAUUUAUAAAAACGGAACGGCCCCUUAUAGUACUGCAGUGGACAAUCUCGUCAAACUUACUUUCUCGAUCAGAAGAAUUCGAGUUAUGCAAUGGAUACCUGAAUCAGGCAGAAUUGAGAAAUUCAUAGACAGCCACUGCCCAUUUCUUAAACAUCAAACUUUUCUUUUCUUGGAGUUUGAAUUAAUAAUGAAGAAACCAUGCGAAAUUUUUCGAGAAAUGUGGACCCAAUCGGCCAAAUUCAUCAUUGAAGCAGCAAAAACUACAAAUAAGAAACAAGUAGCAUCUCUAUUAUCGUCCAAACCUUUUCAGAACAUGUCGCCUAGUAAAAAAUUUCACUAA